Balaenoptera ricei (Rice's whale) is the source of this 3182-nucleotide messenger RNA. Its product is annotated as integrator complex subunit 6-like. Gene Ontology annotation, biological process: snRNA 3'-end processing. Gene Ontology annotation, cellular component: integrator complex. The transcript has 19 exons. The coding region runs from base 358 to 3093 and encodes 911 amino acids. The record is from RefSeq and is a predicted model, not a curated record. NCBI's taxonomy places the organism in Eukaryota, Metazoa, Chordata, Mammalia, Artiodactyla, Balaenopteridae.
GUUAACAGACAGCUCUCAGUCUGGGGCGAGCGCUUCAGUGAGCUUGGACCGAUGCUCGGGCAAUAGUCCCUGCGGCGGCAGCGGCGGCGGCGGCAGUAGUGGUGGCAGAAGAGAGGAAGGGGGAGGGUCCCGAGGGCUACACACGCUCACACUUUCAAGUUCCCUUGGAGGGAGAAGAGGUGCGGCUGCAGAAAGAGGAGGCCAGGAGCAGUUCCAUCCGUCCCGUCCCGUCUCCCCCUCUUACUCUUGCUCCCUGCACCCUGGCUCUGCGAGAGUUGAGGGUUCGGGUGGCAGUACGCGGCAGUGAGGGCAAGAGGGCCAGGAGAGUGGGCACCGGAGCCAGGGGUGCGGGAGAAGAUGCCCAUCCUGCUGUUCCUCAUAGACACGUCCGCCUCUAUGAACCAGCGCACUGACCUGGGCACCACCUAUUUGGACAUUGCCAAAGGCGCUGUGGAGUUAUUCUUGAAGCUGCGCGCCCGGGACCCGGCCAGCCGCGGAGACAGGUACAUGCUGGUCACCUACGACGAACCGCCGUACUGCAUCAAGGCUGGUUGGAAGGAAAAUCACGCAACAUUCAUGAGUGAACUAAAAAAUCUUCAGGCUUCUGGACUGACUACUCUUGGUCAGGCUCUAAGAUCCUCAUUUGAUUUGUUAAAUCUCAAUAGAUUAAUAUCUGGAAUAGACAAUUAUGGACAGGGGAGAAAUCCAUUUUUUUUAGAACCAUCUAUUUUAAUUACCAUCACAGAUGGAAACAAGUUAACAAGUACUGCUGGUGUUCAAGAAGAGCUUCAUCUGCCUUUGAAUUCUCCUCUGCCUGGAAGUGAACUAACCAAAGAACCUUUUCGUUGGGAUCAAAGGUUAUUUGCCCUGGUGUUGCGUUUGCCUGGAUUGGCUUCUACUGAACCAGAGCAGCUAGGGAGUGUACCAACUGAUGAAUCUGCCAUCACACAGAUGUGUGAGGUCACAGGAGGUCGCUCCUACUGUGUUAGAACACAGAGAAUGUUGAAUCAAUGUUUAGAAUCUUUAGUUCAAAAAGUUCAGAGUGGUGUAGUUAUUAACUUUGAAAAAACGGGACCAGAUCCACUUCCUAUUGGAGAAGAUGGACUUAUGGAUUCAUCCAGGCCAAGCAAUUCAUUUGCUGCUCAACCAUGGCAUAGCUGUCAUAAGCUCAUUUAUGUGCGACCUAACUCUAAGACUGGUGUUCCUGUUGGACAUUGGCCAAUUCCAGAAUCUUUUUGGCCAGAUCAGAAUUUACCUUCACUACCUCCACGAACAUCUCAUCCUGUUGUGAGGUUCUCCUGUGCAGAUUGUGAGCCAAUGGUAAUAGACAAACUUCCCUUUGACAAAUAUGAACUUGAACCUUCACCCUUAACUCAGUACAUCCUGGAACGAAAGUCUCCCCAUACCUGCUGGCAGGUAUUUGUUACUAGCAGUGGAAAAUACAAUGAACUUGGAUAUCCGUUUGGUUAUUUAAAAGCCAGUACGACUUUAACUUGUGUAAACCUCUUUGUGAUGCCGUACAACUACCCAGUUUUACUCCCUCUUUUAGAUGACUUGUUUAAAGUUCACAAGCUUAAGCCAAAUGUGAAGUGGCGACAGGCUUUUGACAGCUACUUAAAAACUCUGCCUCCAUACUACUUAUUACCAUUAAAGAAAGCACUAAGGAUGAUGGGAGCUCCAAAUCUGAUAUCAGAUAAUUUAGAUUGUGGACUUAGUUACAGUGUUAUCUCUUACCUUAAAAAACUCAGCCAACAGACCAAACUAGAGUCAGAACGAAUACUAGCAUCAGUGGGGAAGAAACCUCCCCAGGAAAUUGGAAUCAAAGUGAAAAAUCAUUCUGGAGGUGGAGUGUCCCUGACUCACAAUAAAAAUUUUAGAAAACUAUUGAAAGAAAUCAUAGGAGAAACAGCACCGAGACUGGCAGAAUUGAAUACCAAAGAAUUUGCCGGCUUCCAAGUAGGGCUCUUAAACAAGGAUUUGAAACCUCAGACAUAUAGAAAUGCUUAUGAUAUUCCACGUAGAGGUCUUUUAGACCAGUUAACCAGAAUGCGAUCCAAUCUGCUGAAAACACACAAGUUUAUUGUUGGACAAGAUGAAGAUUCCCUUCAUAGUGUUCCAGUCGCACAAAUGGGUAAUUAUCAGGAAUAUCUAAAGACAUUGGCUUCUCCACUUCGAGAGAUUGAUCCAGAUCAACCAAAAAGACUACAUACUUUUGGCAAUCCAUUUAAACAAGAUAAGAAGGGAAUGAUGAUUGAUGAAGCAGAUGAGUUUGUAACAGGGCCACAAAACAAAGUGAAACGUCCUGGAGAAGCCAGCAGUCCUCUGUCAUCUAAGAGAAGGCGGAGUAUGUCCCUGCUGUUGAGGAAACCACAAACACCACCUACUGUAACUAACCACGUGGGCGGAAAGGGACCACCCUCAGCCUCGUGGUUCCCAUCUUAUCCAAACCUCAUAAAACCCACCCUUGUACAUACAGAUGUUACUGUCACUCACGACGCUCAUGAGGAGAAGAUGGAAAAUGGUCAAAUCUCACCCGAUGGCUUCUUGUCAAAAUCUGCUGCCCCAGAGCUUAUGAAUAUGGCAGGAGAUAGUAUCCCAUCCGACCAAGUGGAUUCUCUGUCUGAUGAUUUCACUAGUCUCAGGAAAGAUGGCCUGAUGCACAAUCCUGGUAGUAAUGCACUCAUAGGAGGAACCAAGAACUGCAAUGUCUCUGUAGAGGAUCGAAAAGUGUCAGUAACAUCUGCUUUGGAAACUGGGCCAAAUACGUUGCAAAUAACUCCUGCUAUGGCACAAGGAAUCAAUGCUGAUAUAAAACACCAGUUAAUGAAGGAAGUUCGAAAAUUUGGACGAAAGUAUGAAAGAAUUUUCAUUUUGCUUGAAGGAGUGCAAGGACCUCUUGCAGUGAGGAAACAAUUCGUUGAAUUUACCAUCAAGGAAGCUGCAAGGUUCAAAAGACGAGUCUUAAUUCAGUACCUUGAGAAGAGACAUUACAAAGUGCACCUGAGGCUGCCUCAACCCCUGACAUUUGUUCUCGCAUGUGACGACAGAAAAUCUUCAGGUGGACUUGUGCAUUCUGUGCUUCAGAAGCACUAAAAGAAAAAAUAAUGUAUAUAUUUCCUUUAAUGUUUAUACAAAGGUUUAUAUGGAGCAGUAUUGUUAUGUCUGUAUUAAUUUGCAAAAAU